This is a messenger RNA of Plasmodium inui San Antonio 1, 966 nucleotides long. RefSeq lists its product as hypothetical. NCBI's taxonomy places the organism in Eukaryota, Apicomplexa, Aconoidasida, Haemosporida, Plasmodiidae. Bases 1 to 966 code for a protein of 321 amino acids. The record is from RefSeq and is a predicted model, not a curated record. The transcript has a single exon. Gene Ontology annotation, biological process: regulation of alternative mRNA splicing, via spliceosome.
AUGAAGAUUAAUUUAUCCCUCGGCAAGAAAACUAGAGGCGAGGAGGCGGGACAAAAGACGGGUAACGAGGAGGGCACAUCGACUGGGGCAUUGAAGAAGGGAAAUCAGGAAGGUGAUCGAAAAAGCAACAAAGAGGGAAAGGCAACAACCAAAGAAAAAAGUGUGAAGAACCAAAUAGAGGAUUUCUUUGUGACCUCAGAUGAUGAAGAGGAACCGUACGAACUGGAGAACAACCAAAAUAGAAAAAUAAAUGAAGAAAAGAAUAAACAAAUCGAGAAAGAAAUAAGAGAAUAUAUUUAUGAGCAUGAAAAUCCGGGGGAAACAAAACCAAGGGAGGAAUUAAAAAUUGAUCACACAGACAGGAAGAAGAAAAUUCGCUACCUGGGUUAUAGGGCCGACGAGUUGACGAAGCUGCAUGAGGAUAGAGCGAACGGGUUGGGGGGGAAGAAGCAGUAUGACGCCUUCUAUAAGGAACUGGGAGAGACCAGAAGCCACCGUCGGGGUAAUGACACAUGGGGGGAGAAACGAUCGAAGGAAUAUUUGCCGAAACGUCCAAGUGGAAGAAAGAGCACAGAAAGGGAAGACACAGCUGCAGCCAAGGCCGAAGUGGAGAAGGAAAUCCGUAUCGAUGACAUAUUCAAUAAGAGGGAAAGCGACCAGAAGGGAAAGUCCAAAUACAUGGACGCCCUCAUUGGUAGCGCAAAACGAAGGGAAUUGGAAAGGGAAAUGUUGAUUCAGAAAAAACUCAAAAUUGAUACAUCCAAGGAAGAAAAAGUUUUUAUAACGAAAGCGUAUAAAAAAAAAAUUCAGGAGAGGGAACUAAUUAUGAAGGAUAUGCAGCUGGAGCACCACCAGGUGCAGGCUGAGAAUCGGCAGUCCAACUUCAACUUGAAUUUGUUUCUUAAAAAUAUAAAUGCGCCGUCCAAUUAUAAUCGGUCGAAUAGGCGUCCCCAUUGUGAGGAGUAA